Sabethes cyaneus is the source of this 453-nucleotide messenger RNA. RefSeq lists its product as uncharacterized. The transcript is spliced from 2 exons. The record is from RefSeq and is a predicted model, not a curated record. The coding region runs from base 1 to 453 and encodes 150 amino acids. NCBI's taxonomy places the organism in Eukaryota, Metazoa, Arthropoda, Insecta, Diptera, Culicidae.
AUGCAGCGUUGGUUGAUGUUCUCCUGUAUUCUGGGAUGCCUUGGAGCGGCUUUCUCACUAUACACGGCCAUUUCGGUAGGAUCGAACGGUCUGGUAACGAUGAGCACUGCAUUACAACAGAUCUCUCCUGCCGUUACUGCCUUUAGCAACGCUCUCAACACUGGCCGCAAUCAAGCGUUUGUUAUUCUGAACGAUUUGAUGGGUUACGUUAACAUUACGUAUACGGCUCUGAACAAGACCUGGGCUCAAAAUCAAACAGAUUUAGCAAGUUUUAUGGAAAGCGUUCAGUAUACCAACCAGACCGUUAUGUACGGUGACCAAUCUAUAACUUCUCAAAUCUAUUGGAACCUCCAGUCGUUGAGCUCCAGUUUGCAACAAGGCAUUGACAAUAUCAUGCAAUACUACAACACGUUGGUAUCCCAGAUGCAGCAGGAAAGAGGAUUCAAACUAUGA